AUGGGGAAGAUGAUGGUGACUGCAGAUGAAGUGCUGUUGAAGGAGACCCCUCGUGACCUCUUUGUUUACGCGUAUGCUCUGUUUACUCAUUUCUCGAUCUCCUAUUUCUUUAUCCACCGCUUACAUUUACUUCCGGUAUUUGCUAGUCUUUACCUCAAGCCACCCGUUUUUCGUAUAAGUACCAGAACCUUAUUUUUCCUCACCUCAGUCAUCACCACAUCCGUGUCUGACUGA
Molecule: messenger RNA, 234 nt
Organism: Laccaria bicolor S238N-H82
Lineage: Eukaryota; Fungi; Basidiomycota; Agaricomycetes; Agaricales; Hydnangiaceae
Exons: 1
Coding region: 1-234 (77 amino acids)
Source: RefSeq, a predicted model, not a curated record